Cynocephalus volans (Philippine flying lemur) is the source of this 952-nucleotide messenger RNA. RefSeq names its product calpain small subunit 2 (gene CAPNS2). The coding region runs from base 48 to 788 and encodes 246 amino acids. Lineage: Eukaryota; Metazoa; Chordata; Mammalia; Dermoptera; Cynocephalidae. Gene Ontology annotation, cellular component: calpain complex. The transcript has a single exon. The record is from RefSeq and is a predicted model, not a curated record. Gene Ontology annotation, molecular function: calcium ion binding.
UGUUCAUACCAUCAGCAGCUUUUACACUUGCUUGUUAAACUGAAAGCAUGUUUCUUGCAAAGGCUAUUUUGGAAGGGGCAGAUCAAGGUUUGGGAGGAGCUCUUGGAGGCCUUCUCGGAGGAGGCGGUCACAGAAGAGGAGGAAGAAAUAUUGGAGGCAUAGUUGGAGAAAUUGUGAAUAUUAUCAGUGAGGCUACCGCAGCUCAGUAUACUCCAGAACCACCUCCCACUCAGCAGCAUUUCACCAAUGUGGAGGCCUCUGAAAAUGAAGAAGUUAGGCGGUUUCGGCAACAAUUUGCACAGCUGGCUGGACCAGACAUGGAGGUGGGUGCCACUGACCUGAUGAAUAUUCUCAACAAAGUCAUUUCUAAGCACAAGGAUCUGAAGAGCGAUGGCUUUAGUAUUGACACCUGCCGGAGCAUUGUGUCUGUCAUGGAUAGUGACACAACUGGGAAACUGGGCUUUGAAGAAUUUAAGUAUCUGUGGAACAACCUCAAGAAAUGGCAGUGUGUUUAUAAGCAGUAUGACAGGGACCAUUCCGGGUCUCUGGGAAGUUCUCAGCUACGGGGAGCUCUGCAGGCAGCGGGCUUCCAGCUAAAUGAACAACUCUACCAGAUGAUCGUCCGCCGGUAUGCUGAUGAAGAUGGAGGUAUGGAUUUUAACAAUUUCAUCAGCUGCCUGGUUCGCCUGGAUGCCAUGUUUCGUGCCUUCAAGUCUCUGGAUAGAGAUGCAGAUGGCCUGAUUCAGGUGUCCAUCCAAGAGUGGCUGGAGCUGACCAUGUAUUCCUGAAGCGAGCAAUGAGAAGUCAAGACCCUGCCCGGAGGACUGGACUGUGUAAAGUCUCACCAUGCAGUCCACACCGUUGCUGAGACCCCGCCCAACUGCUUCACUUCCUGGCAAGCUCUUUCACAACCCUCCAUAUUUCUGAUCGUGUGCUACCCUUACUGCUUAAU